ACUCGGAUACGGACACGGGAUACGACACGGACACGGACACGAGGACACCGCUAAUAUAGAAAACAUAGGACACGGACACGGCUAUAUAUAUUUCAUAUAUUCAUAUAAUAAUGCAAUGCAUGAGCACAAUUUAUAGAGUUUGAAACGAGAAGUAAAAUUUAUAUAUAUUUAAACUUAGUACUUUCAAUUAACAAAAAAAAGACAUAAAUCCACAAAAACAAAAUAAUACAAAUCAUAUCAUAGUCCCUCUAUACUGAUAAAACCGGUCUCUAAACUGUGGAAUAAGAAAAAAAUAAGGAAUCCUGAAUAAGAAAAAAAUAAGGAAUCCUAAUUGUGUUAUUUUUAUAGUGGAGAAGUGAAAUAUGAAAGGUAAGAAAAUCUUAUUAUUUUUAUAAAUCAAAAUCUAAUAAUUAUUGAGUUGAGCCUCUUUUUUUUUUUUAAAUCUAAAUUUUUUUGAGUUAGGUGUGUCCUUUAUUUGAAACAAGGUGUCGUAUCCGUGUCCGCUGCAAUUAAAUUAUUUUUUUUGUUGGACACUGCAAAAACGUGUCAGAUACGUGUCGUACGCGUGUCGUACGAGUAUCCGUGUCCGAUACGUGUCCGACGCGGCGACACGCCUUCUGGAUGGCGUGUCGGCGCUUCAUAGCUGUCUUCUUAUGCCAUAUACCAAGCUUUCCAUGUGAGUAACUUUGAAUGUGAAUAGAAACGCAACAACACAAGGAAGAAGCUGCAGCUACUGCAUAAAAGUUAUGGCAUCCGCUUUGCGAACUUCUUCAAUUGCAACCUUGUCUUCAAUACAUCACUCUUGCCCUUCCACUCAUUCUCUCUCCCUAACCAAAGGGCAAGUAUAUGUGAAUAAGUUUUGGGGUGGAAUUGGAUUUCAUGAAGUUAAAGGAAAGUCUCAGUUUUCAGUUCUGAGUGUUGCCACUGAAAUUAACUCUCCUCAACAGCAUAAUCAGAUUCAGAGGAUUGUUUCUAAAGAAAGCCAAAGGCCGGUGUACCCGUUUUCUGCAAUAGUUGGACAGGAUGAGAUGAAGCUUUGUCUCCUGCUAAAUGUGAUUGAUCCAAAGAUCGGAGGUGUAAUGAUCAUGGGCGAUAGGGGAACCGGGAAAUCUACAACUGUUAGGUCAUUAGUCGAUUUGCUUCCUGAAAUCAAGGUUGUUGCUGGCGAUCCAUAUAAUUCAGAUCCAGAAGAUCCAGAAUUCAUGAGUAUUGAAGUAAGAGAGCGUGUGUUGAAAGGAGAACAGCUUGAAGUUGUGUUUGCCAAAAUUAACAUGGUGGAUUUACCGUUGGGAGCUACAGAAGACCGAGUUUGUGGGACGAUUGAUAUUGAAAAAGCACUGACGGAGGGUGUGAAGGCGUUUGAGCCUGGUUUACUGGCGAAAGCUAAUAGGGGAAUUCUGUAUGUAGAUGAAGUUAAUCUCUUGGAUGAUCACUUAGUUGAUGUCUUAUUGGAUUCUGCUGCAUCGGGUUGGAACACGGUGGAGAGAGAAGGUAUUUCAAUCGCGCAUCCUGCUCGGUUCAUUCUUAUUGGUUCGGGAAAUCCUGAAGAAGGGGAACUCAGGCCACAGCUGUUGGAUAGGUUUGGAAUGCAUGCUCAAGUGGGGACUGUGAGGGAGGCUGAGCUAAGAGUGAAGAUUGUGGAGGAGAGAGUGCGUUUUGAUAAAAAUCCGAAUGAGUUUCGAGAUUCUUACAAAGCUGAGCAGGAAAAGCUCGAGCAACAAAUUACCUCCGCAAGGAGUUUUCUUGCUUCUGUUGAAAUAGACCAUGAACUCAAGGUGAAAAUCUCUCAGGUUUGUGCAGAUUUGAAUGUGGAUGGAUUAAGAGGAGAUAUUGUAACGAAUAGAGCUGCAAAAGCUCUUUCUGCCCUCAAGGGAAGAGAUAGAGUAAGUGCAGAGGAUAUCGCUAUUGUCAUUCCUAACUGCUUGAGACACCGUCUUCGAAAGGAUCCGUUGGAGUCUAUAGACUCGGGUUUACUUGUCAUUGAGAAAUUUUAUGAGGUAUUCAGCUGAACAUGGAAUGAAAAUGUUAACAUAUCAUGGUUUACAUUUUUCCUUUUUUCUGUGGGAAUUUCACUGUCCUUGAAUAUGAGCAAGAUUAUGAAAUUCCAAGCCUGGUUCUGUCUCUAGUUUCUUCGAUAUGAUUAGUCUUCCAGUGUAAGAUAGAUUAUUUAAACCAAAAUGAAGAUUAAUGAGGAAAAACAUGAGCUUGAGAGGCCUCAAAAUGAAGAUUAAUCAACAAUGAACAGCUUUUUGGAAACUUGGUCCCUUCAUUAGCUUUGUAAAGAGAGUUUGUAUUUUUUUUUUUAAAGGUUGAUAUGUAAGUAUUUGGAAUGAAAUGAUUUUUACACGCAUUUAAGCUUCACUAUUAAGUAAGAGGCCAAGUAUUUUUGCAUUUUCAAUAUAUGAUUCCCACCUGAAAUAAUUGUCUGACAAGAUAUUCAUGCAUAUAAGCUUACAUUCAUUUGCCCAUGUCAUUCUAACUUUCACCAACUACUGUCGAAUCACGCAUAACUUUCACCAACUACUGACGUAUUGCGUCUCAUGAUUGAGUCUAACUCAUUCCUACAAAACUCUUAUCCCUACAAAACCGGCAUAUAAGUUGAGGAUUACCUCCACUUAUAAAUACAACACAGACCAAGUUAGAUGACUAGGCGGACCGCAAUGAAGGCAAAAAUUCCAAAACACCCCUCACACUCGGUCCUAAAUGAGGCCGAAGCGUGAAUGAUGCGGGAAGCCUAACAAGUGGUCUUGGAUAGCCUCUCAUGCCAUGCCAAGAUACCAUGUUAAAUCUAAAUAUUAUUUGUGAUAAUGAAUAUACAAACAUUAAUCUCGUUUUUUUGUCUAUUAGUUUAG
Molecule: messenger RNA, 2852 nt
Organism: Vicia villosa (hairy vetch)
Lineage: Eukaryota; Viridiplantae; Streptophyta; Magnoliopsida; Fabales; Fabaceae
Product: magnesium-chelatase subunit ChlI, chloroplastic-like
Exons: 3
Coding region: 747-2009 (420 amino acids)
Biological process (GO): chlorophyll biosynthetic process
Cellular component (GO): chloroplast stroma
Molecular function (GO): ATP binding; magnesium chelatase activity; ATP hydrolysis activity
Source: RefSeq, a predicted model, not a curated record